AUGUUCGUCUCCAGGCUCUGCGUAAGGCCUGCCGCUUGCGCCCGUCGCGCUGCCUACUCAACUCUUGUCCAUCCAAAUCUCACUUCCCAUCUAACCCCGGUUACAGAGCAGGACAUCUCUCAUUUUGCCUCCUUUCUCCCCCCGGCAGCUAUCAUUUCCACCCUUCCACCCGCACCCAGUCCUCCAGACGAACUCGAUCAGUACAACAAUGACUGGAUAGGCAGGUUUCGCGGUCAAUCCACCACAGUUCUAAAACCAAAGACAACCCAGGAGGUCAGCAAAAUCCUCCAGUGGUGCAACCAAAGACGCAUCGGCGUCGUUCCGCAGGGUGGGAACACUGGUCUCGUCGGUGGGAGUGUCCCCGUGAAUAAUGAGGUUAUUCUCUCCCUCUCCAACCUCAAUAAAGUCCGGUCAUUUGAUCCUGUCUCAGGCAUAUUGGUGGCAGAUGCCGGUUGUAUUCUUCAGUCGCUCACCGACUAUGUUGCACCCCAUAAUCACAUCAUGCCUAUUGAUCUGGGAGCCAAAGGCAGCUGUCAAAUAGGUGGAAAUGUCGCUACAAAUGCUGGCGGCUUACGUCUAUUGCGUUACGGCUCACUACACGGCACCGUCCUGGGUCUCGAAGUCGUAUUGCCAGAUGGUACAAUUUUAGAUCAGCUAACUACCUUGCGUAAAGACAACACCGGAUAUGAUUUGAAGCAAUUGUUCAUUGGCGCGGAGGGUACCCUCGGUGUCAUCACGGGAGUGUCCAUCUUGACACCACCAGCGCCUCAAGCCUCUAAUAACGUCAUUCUUGCUCUGCCUUCUUUUGAUAAUGUUCUUCCACUAUAUCAAACUGUCAAACGCCAGCUCUCUGAAAUCCUGUCUGCUUUCGAAUUUAUUGAUCGUACAGCUUACGAUUUGGCAGUGAAACAUGGACAGGGCAGGGCACUCAGUGACGAAGACGUUGAGGGAGCAGAAUGCUUUGUCCUAGUGGAAACCAGCGGUGGGCGAAGGGAACACGACGAGGAGAAACUUAACGAUCUCCUAGAGCUUUUGCUUACUGCAGACAAGCCUUUGGUUAAUACGGGCGUCUUGUCACAAUCACCUGCCCAGUUCUCGUCUUUGUGGGCAUUGCGUGAAGGAGUUACAGAGGCCGUAUCAAAGGAAGGGAAGGCAUACAAAUAUGACAUAUCGGUCCCACUUUCAUCUUUCAAAGAUGUAGUGGACAAUACGCGGGAACACCUGCGAUCAAAGGGCUUGCUCCACGACAAAGCCGUCAAAUUCGUCCUUGGGUAUGGUCAUGUCGGAGACGGCAACUUGCAUCUCAAUAUUGUUGCUGACUCUUAUCUUCCCGAGAUCGAAAAUGCGCUGGAACCAUAUAUCUACGAGGUUGUUUCUUCACAUAGGGGCUCCAUAUCAGCUGAGCAUGGGAUUGGUGCCAUGAAAACCCAUGCACUACCAUACUCUAAAAGUGAAGUCAGCAUCCAGCUGAUGAAAAAGAUCAAGGGUAUCUUUGAUCCCAACGGUAUUAUGAACCCAGGAAAGGUUCUAGAGUAG
Messenger RNA from Psilocybe cubensis, 1536 nucleotides. RefSeq lists its product as uncharacterized. The record is from RefSeq and is a predicted model, not a curated record. Gene Ontology annotation, molecular function: catalytic activity; FAD binding. Gene Ontology annotation, cellular component: mitochondrion. NCBI's taxonomy places the organism in Eukaryota, Fungi, Basidiomycota, Agaricomycetes, Agaricales, Agrocybaceae. The transcript is spliced from 7 exons. Bases 1 to 1536 code for a protein of 511 amino acids.